This is a messenger RNA of Caenorhabditis remanei, 1917 nucleotides long. RefSeq lists its product as uncharacterized. Bases 1 to 1917 code for a protein of 638 amino acids. NCBI's taxonomy places the organism in Eukaryota, Metazoa, Nematoda, Chromadorea, Rhabditida, Rhabditidae. The record is from RefSeq and is a predicted model, not a curated record. The transcript has 9 exons.
AUGAUUCGACUGUCGGAACAGAAGGUUCAAUGCCCAAAAUGCGACGCCAAGGGACUUCCUUCGAAUAUUCGGACUCAUAUUAAAGCGAAGCACGCCGCAGAAGACCUGAAAAAAUUUAAUGAGGCGUUGAUAGAGACUAAAGCGAAAAUCAAAGGAACAGAGAAACACCGGUGCGAUGAGUGUGAUAAGGUUUGCGCUUCAUUGGCAGGCAUCAAGAAGCAUGUCUACGAAAAGCAUCGUGCUGUGCCAAAUCCAGCGGAAAUUUCAUUGUUUGACGUCGGCGAGGCAUCGGAACCGAAAGCGAAGAUCUGGUGUGAUGAGAAAACGCGUGAUUCAGUAACUAGUUUCAUCGUCGAUAAGACAAACCGACGAGGAAAAAUGGUAGUCACUUACAUGAAGUGCCAUCAGGAAGGAAACUAUGAAGGAAAAGGGUCAGAGAGAGUGGGUCAUCGGACGAAAAAAGGAACAGGAGCUGACAUUUGUCCCGCAUUCAUGCAAAUUGAAAGAAAUGAUGAAGACGGGGAGUACAGAUGUGUUGCGUCUUUCCAACACUAUGGGCACGAAACCAACGUUGCCGUCCAAAGACUCCAUGAAGAUGAGCUAUCUGAAAUAAAAAAGUAUAUGAAUGAGGGGUUCACGAACCGCCAAAUUAUCGAGAAGUUGAAUGAAAAUCACCAUCGCGACGAGCGCCUCCGCUAUAUCCUCCCAGAUGAUCUCCGAAAUAUCAGAAACAAAGAAAAUAUCAACCCAGGACAGUAUCAUCGGGAGGAUCUAAUUUCGCUGCAAACGAGGGUGGCUGAGGGAAAUUACAGAGACGGAAUCCGACAUUUCGCACCACCUAUCAACGAAACUGGCGAACAGUUUCAACUAGGUCGUACUGAACAAUGGGCUACAACAGAUCGAGGCGAUGCAAUUUACCACACAAGCAUGUUCGCUGAAUCGUGGCACAGUAUGCUCAAGAAAGAAGUGCUUGGUGGUAAAACAAAUAUUCGCAUCGACGCUCUUCUGCAUCACCUCUACCGAGCUUUUGACUGGAUUGUAGACAAAAACCUAACACAAGCAUUAAGAGGAGUGGUGAAAGCUUGUCCACGUCUCUCCGCAAAUCGAAAAAACUGUCGCACAGCUUCCAAAGAAGCCUCUUCUUAUAUUGUUGCCGAGCAGGUAGCUAAAUUUGCAGAAGAGGGAGAGAAGGAGUACACUGUUGGGUUGUUGAAGAAUGGAAUUAUCGAGAGAGAGUAUCUUGUAGUUGACAGAGCUACCCAGUCUUCUAUUUCGGCUCGCCAACCCCAAAGCUUCGACUUCUCCUUCGACAGAACCGACACCACUGACCAGGGCUCCUCGUCUCACCAUCCCGCCCCUUCUCCUAGCAACUCAGUAGAAGAUAAAGCCAUGAGAAUGUAUGAUAACUUUGUUGGGAUGACUUCCGCUCUUCAAAAUCACUUCCGCAAAGCUCUGAAAACUGAUCCAUUGACGGCAACCCAUGCAAUGCAGUCGCUUCUUGAGGAAAUGUCGAAGCACAUUCCGAAUUCUGCACCGUCACUUCCACUCCGUCCAUCAGCACCAUCUCUCACUGCAAGACAGACAAUGAAUCAAAACAUGAAACUGAAACAUCGAUCGUUGGCACCUCCAAAGACAUCUGAUACUCCCGGCUCUAGUCUGAUGAAUCCACGAAACAUCUCAAUCUGUGAUAUUUGCCUGAAAGCUGAUCCAUUGCUUCCUGAGGACACCAAUCCAGUUGAAUUGAUCGCUCAGAUCACAGAAUGGAAGAAAUGCAAUGGUUGUGGUUUGGCAGUGCACAUGGAAUGCGCUUUAGCACAAAAGAUCUGCGGUGUUUGUGGGGAAAAGUACCGCUUAUACAGCGAGCAUAGCGAUUUCAGCGAUUUCAGUGAGGAGGAAGGGGACCGUGAGGGUGAAUAA